CUUUACGGCCGGUGCUUGGCGGCGGGCCCGUGGAGCCGGAAGCGGGCAGCGGCGGUGGUCGUGAAGGAGGCCGGAGCUGCCCCUGCCGAGCGGGACCCCAUGAGGAGGAGGAAACAGCAGCGGCGAGGGCUGUGCUGACUGAGGCGGGGGCCCGGCCAAGAUGAAGCUGAGCACGCAGGCCUACUGCAAGAUGGUGCUGCACGGCGCCAAGUACCCGCACUGCGCCGUCAACGGGCUCUUGGUGGCCGAGAAGCAGCCGCAGCCGCAGCAGCAGCAGCAGCAGCGAGGCCGGGAGAGGGAGAGGGAGCCGACGGGGCCUCACCUGCCGGCGCACGCGCUCUUCGUGGACUGCAUCCCGCUCUUCCACGGCAGCCUCGCCCUGGCGCCCAUGCUGGAGGUGGCGCUCACGCUGAUUGAUUCAUGGUGCAAAGAGAAUAGCUAUGUAAUAGCUGGGUACUAUCAAGCUAAUGAACGUGUGAAAGAUGCCAGUCCAAACCAGGUUGCUGAAAAGGUUGCCUCCAGGAUUGCAGAAGGCUUCAACGACACAGCCCUCAUAAUGGUGGAUAAUAGUAAAUUUACAAUGGAGUGCAUAGAACCAACUAUUCACGUGUACGAACAUCACGAAAACAAAUGGAGAUGCAAAGACCCGCACUUUGAUUACUGUGAAGACUGGUCAGAAGCCCAGAGGAUCUCUGCCUCACUUCUGGACAGCCGGUCCUAUGAAACACUAGUAGAUUUUGAUAAUCAUUUGGAUGACAUCCGGAAUGAUUGGACAAAUCCAGAGAUUAAUAAAGCUGUCCUGCACCUCUGCUAGGGAGUCUCCCGUUGACUUGAUUUGUUGGCAUUUCCACUGUGCUGAAGAAGAAACAAAAGGGGGAGAUGAAUACUUUUUGAAUGUAAAUAAAGUACUAAAACGGUUCCUUCAAGUGAUGUGGAAAGCCAAUGAGUGAGACACAUUGCUUGGGAGAGAGAGAAAAAGGAUGUGUCACUAUGCAGUCAAAUCUUUUUAAUGAGAAUCCUUGAGGUUCCAACCGUAGUUUGCAGAUUCCUCUGUGGACUCUUCUCCUCCUUGGCAUAAUGCGUUGCUGUAACUUCUCCAGCCGGGAACUAGAUCCACUUAUCCAAGCUAUUCAUAUUAAAAAGUUUUGACUAACCUUUUAUAACCUUUAGAGAGUAAUUUUUAAAAGAUUUAAGAUUUAUGAAAUAUCUUCCAGAGAGUUAAUUGCUAGUUUUAUUUUUUAAAGAAUCAAAUCUAUAACUAUAAGUGAAAAUACGUGGCCAGUUUGAGAGCUGUUGUUCUAAGUGCUAACUGCUGGGUGUUGUGUGCCACCGUACUUGUUGCUAUGACAUGCUGCACAGGAAGAAAACAAUAGCUUGACAAGCAAUAUACCCACCAGAUGCUGCCAAGUUUCUCUGUCGUUCUGAGAAUGCUGCAAUUUUUCUGCCUAUCAGACUCAAAUGUAAUGAGCCUGGUCGUUUUUCACCAUGAGUGGUUUGCCCAUUCCAAGGACUCGUUGUGUCUUGAAGUGGUAAAAAAAAAAAAAAGCAAAGUGAGUUGCAAGAUUGUUCUUUGUUCUUGUUGUUUGUUUCAGGAGUGCUUCUCUUAACCUUGUGGUUAGAUGAACCUUGUAACUUCUUCUGUACAAAUGCACACCCAUGUGGUAUAGACAAGAUUACAACUAUGAAUUUCAGUUACUCUCAUUUUACUGACUACAUUCAGACAUAGUUAUGAGCACAACAGCCUUUGGUCUCAGGCUCAUGAACUCUCUCCUCACCUUCUCCCUUCCUCCUACAUGUUUUGCAGAAAACCAUAGUUUCUAUUUUGUCUGGACCUGUCUGGGGUUUCUGGUUUGCAGAAAUCAUAGUUUGCCAGGGAUCAGAUGAAACAGUGAACUGUGGUUCACUGUAAGCUUGCAAGAGAAGUUUUAAUCUCCCCUCCCAUGGAGGAAGGGAAUGUGUUAGUCCGAAAUUUGUUGUUGCAUCUGAGUGCAGCCAUUUUGUGAUGGUAUAGUUGUAUUUAAGAAUUGCAGAAGUUUAAAAAAAAAUAAACACACAAAUAUGAAGGGGCGCAGCUCAAAUUAAAGCUGCGUUGAAAUGAUUAGGAAUUGCUCAUGAACACGCCUGAAAGUCUUUUAUGGGAGGCACUCCUGUUUGUUAACGUCCUUUAUGUCUUGCAAACAGUCUUUAUAAAGUCAGUUUCAAACAGUUACACUUAGUACUGAGCCACUUUUGCCCAUUCGGAAAAGGCUUGUAAUAUAAUAUUGUAGCAUAAAAGAGUCUUAAAAUGCUUACAUGUGUCAGUUUAGGGUUUUUUCUUUUCUUUUUCUCUCUACAUUUACCUCUUGAUGGAGAAGGGGUGUGGCAUCUUCCUUGUCAUUAUUUUACAUGUAUUUUGUUUGUCUUUUCUAUUCCUACGGACCCUGUAUUAGCUUAACUUAACCUUUAUUUAUAACACAUUCUACAUUUUAAGCAGAAAUGGUUUGAGGUUUUAUGUUGGGAGAGAAAAAAAUGUUUAGCCGACCACCUGCAUUUCCUUGCUCCUCCCCCCUCCCCAUCACCUUGAAAAUAAAACCGAUGAAAUAAG
Messenger RNA from Lacerta agilis (Sand lizard), 2584 nucleotides. RefSeq names its product ER membrane protein complex subunit 8 (gene EMC8). NCBI's taxonomy places the organism in Eukaryota, Metazoa, Chordata, Lepidosauria, Squamata, Lacertidae. Gene Ontology annotation, cellular component: EMC complex. The transcript has 5 exons. The record is from RefSeq and is a predicted model, not a curated record. Bases 161 to 814 code for a protein of 217 amino acids.